AAUCCAAACCGCCAAGUAUAAGAAGAAUUAGUCCACCAGCAUCCUAAUACGGUCCCAAAGAAUUAGUCCAAUAAAACCCUAAUUAAUCUUCCAAAUUCCAGAUUCCGAAAGUUCUGUUCGAUUCAAUUCAACCAUGUCGCAGUUCGACGAAUUCACUCUCCAUGAACCAGACCCGAGCCCAAUCGACCCUCAUGCACAUUCCCAUACCCAAUCCCUCGAUCCCCUCGCACGACGCCGUACAUUUGUAUCCUCCAUCACCGACCGCAACCCUUUCGAUUCCCAAAGCUACGACUCUGACUGGUUCUCCGAUUUGGGCUCCACCUCGGACCGGGACGUGGGCCGCUUCCUCAACGACCUCUUCGAGCGCCGAUCUGAUGAUGGUUAUGAUUUACACGCUUUCGAUGUUCCUGGCUCGGGCUCCGAUCCCUUUUCCGAGUUCGAGUUCGCAAAUGGUGGCGAAUUCGGAUCGGAUCAAGAGGAACUGCCGGGUAUAGGGUUUGGAUUUGAAAUUGAAUUCGAUGCGCAGUACUCAGUUGGCGAUGGUCUCCGCGUUGCUGGACUUGAUUCUGAGUCGGACCCGAGUGUGGAAUUAAAUUCCGAGGAUUCGAAUUUUCGUUUGGACAGCUUUUGUUUGGAGGAGCAGAGGACUUGGUUUGAGGGUUUCGAAUGGGAGGAAGUUGAGGAAGGCGUUUUUAAUCAGAGAGAAAACCUAGGCAUUAUGGUCGAGGAGGUCGAGGAGUUAUCGGUUGGUUCAUCGGAAGAAGUAGGGGUGCGAAAUCUUGAGUGGGAAAUUCUAUUAGGUGCGAAUAUGAGGUUAGAACGUGCAUUUGAUGCGGAUUCAGAUUCGGAUUCGUAUCUAGCGGCAUUUCAGGAUGAAUAUGAUGCGGAACCGGCUGAAUAUGAUACCAUUUUUGGGCGAUUUGGGGAUAACGGAAGGGGCAGCCCUCCGGCAGCGAAAGGGGUUGUGGAGAAUCUUCCUUUUGUGGAGUUAACGGUGGAGGAAUUGCAGACUAACGCUUUGGUCUGUGCAGUUUGUAAGGACGCGAUUGUAGUGGAGGAGAAGGUGAGGCGGCUUCCGUGCUCUCAUUAUUAUCACGGGGAUUGCAUUGUGCCGUGGUUGAGUAUAAGGAAUACCUGUCCUGUUUGUCGGUAUGAAUUACCCACCGAGGAUACGGAGUAGAGGGUUGGAGGUGGUGGUGGUGGUGGCAGUGGGGAAAUGCGCGUCGAGGAGCUGGGCUUGCAGGUUAUGUCAACUGAUGAGCUAAUAUGAAACACGGGCCCCCAAAAACUUCGGCUUUUUGUCCAGUCUAAAAUGUCCGUUGGCUGUCUCUAUGCUUGUGUGAGAUAUAGAAAGUGGUGGGGUGGAGACGGGUCAUUUCACGGCUGGUAAUGCAGUCCACUCACAAGCGUGGUGGAUGAUGUUCAGCCAUUUCUGCCGUUUUUGCUUGUUCUUUACAUUGAUUGCUUGGAACACCAAUGGCUGAUGCUGCAAUCCAGACAUGAUUUAAUUUCUGACGACUAGCAGAGAGAUUUGAAUCGUGGGUGUUCUAGCAAGCACACCAAUUGGUGUUCAAAUUGUCGUAUUCGUAUAUUUGUCACCCCUUUAACCAUUGUAGUGUCAUUUCAGGCGCCAACAUCUUCCCAUUUCUUUGGUUAUGAUCAUCAGCAUAUCGUUUUCGGUCUCUGAGAGACAAUUGCUUGGGUUGAGAUAGGGAUAACAAUAUGUGACGUAACCCAUGAAUUUAACAUGAACUCGAUACGAAAUUAACGAGUUUGUGUUUGAGGUUAACGAGUUCGGAUCAAAA
This is a messenger RNA of Juglans regia (Persian walnut), 1805 nucleotides long. Its product is annotated as E3 ubiquitin-protein ligase CIP8-like. Bases 134 to 1180 code for a protein of 348 amino acids. Gene Ontology annotation, biological process: protein ubiquitination. Lineage: Eukaryota; Viridiplantae; Streptophyta; Magnoliopsida; Fagales; Juglandaceae. Gene Ontology annotation, cellular component: cytoplasm. Gene Ontology annotation, molecular function: ubiquitin protein ligase activity. The transcript is spliced from 2 exons. The record is from RefSeq and is a predicted model, not a curated record.